AGCUACUAUAUUGGAUUUGUCCUGUAACAACCUCAUUUCCUUGCCGGCAAAGGAGGAGAGUGAUUUUUCCUCCACCACAGUUCUGGGUCAGACUUCUGCAGUUUGAUGCAUCUGGUGAAACUGGAUUUGAGUAAAAAUCGGCUUCAACAGCUGCCCUUGGACUUUGGCCGCCUGGUCAAUCUGCAGCACCUGGACCUUCUGAACAACCGUUUAGUCACCCUGCCAGUCAGCUUUGCACAGCUCAAGAACCUGAAGUGGCUGGAUCUGAAGGACAAUCCCCUGGAUCCCGUCCUGGCUAAAGUAGCAGGGGACUGUCUGGAUGAAAAGCAGUGUAAACAGGCUGCUGUCAAGGUGCUGCAGCACAUGAAAGCGAUCCAGUCUGAGCAGGAUCGACAACGGCAGCGGAAGCUCCAAGCAGAGCGAGAAAUGGAGAAGAAGCGUGAAGCAGAACAACGAGCAAAGGAGGCUCAAGAGAGGGAACUGAGGAAGCGAGAGAAGGCAGAAGAAAAGGAGCGCAGAAGGCGGGAGUAUGAUGCUCAGAAAGCUGCAAAACAGGAGAUGGAAAAGAAAACUAAAAAAGAAACAGUGCAGGCCCGAAAGCCCGCCUCCAGUUCUCGUCCCCCUCAGCCACCCCGGCACAAGCACUCCUGGUCGCGGUCGGUGCUGCGGGUCCUGCUCUUCGUGCUGCUGUGCGUCCUCUGUACUUUGGCCGCCUGCAAGCUGACAGAGCUGCAACACCAACCUCUGUGCGUCAGCGUGAACACUCUCUACGAGGACGUGUUAGCCGCUCUGCAAAACCACAAAACCCUGCAAAAUAUGCUACAACAGAACUCGCAGCAGUGAUUGUCCUGGAUGGGCACUUGCUUCGUCAGCAUCUCCCUCCACCAUCUAUGCAGCCAGAAUUCCUAUGGAAUUGUGUUCUGAUGAAACUGCUUUUAAUCAGGCAGCAUUGGUUUGCUGGUCCACUCCACACAGAGCAGUUAUUGUUCAGAUCAUCUUUGCUGUGCAUGUUUCGCAGUUGGCCUGUAACUCCCAUUAUUUGCCCACUUUACCUUAAAGUUGUUAACACCUCUUACCUCCAAGGGCUGUUUACCUAGAUUGUGAGACACAGAAAGCUGCCAAUCUAUAGGAGUGGGAAAAACCGGCCCUUGCCUAGCUAUAGCUCUGUCCUGGAGGUAGAAGGUUUUUAAUACAUAUCCAUUCCUUGCUGUCAUUUCUAUUUGUGCUGAAAUUGGUGAUAUGGCUGUAUGGGAAUAAUACAUUAAGGCCCACUCCAGGACCAAUUACAAGUGUGUAGGAUGGCUGCGCAUCCAUAUGUUGGAGCGAAGAAGCUGAUGUACUAUUGAAAGGAGCUGAAAAUUUUCAAUACAACAGUUUUCGCAGCAAUUUGUCUGAACUGGAUGUUUAUAUUGCUAAUGCAGUUUUAAUUUUAAUUAGGUCCUUUAGAAACAGCCAAAAAUGAUUACUGAGGACACUUAAUUUUAACCAGCUACUGCCAACAAAGCGGCGACAGCUUAGAAAGGGCUUCUGGCCAGUCUGCAGGCUGGUUUUGUGUGCGC
This is a messenger RNA of Haliaeetus leucocephalus (bald eagle), 1559 nucleotides long. RefSeq names its product leucine rich repeat containing 59 (gene LRRC59). The transcript is spliced from 7 exons. The record is from RefSeq and is a predicted model, not a curated record. NCBI's taxonomy places the organism in Eukaryota, Metazoa, Chordata, Aves, Accipitriformes, Accipitridae. The coding region runs from base 106 to 843 and encodes 245 amino acids. Gene Ontology annotation, molecular function: protein binding.